AUGGCGGACUGGGGCUUAACAAGCUUACUGCCCCGAGGGAUCUUUACCCGGGAGGAAGGCCCAUAUCGGUCGACCAUCGAUCUUGUCGUUGCGUCAACGGACCUGAGCAGGCGGGUCACGCGGUGUCGCAUCCACCCUGUUGAACAUGGGUCAGACCACCGUGCAAUUGAAACAACCUUCCAGAGCGAAGCACGACCAACGCCUCCCCCGACAAUCCGCUUCUCAUUCCGCGAAGCUCCAUGGGCCGACAUCAACAGGGAGUUAAGAGACCUAGAGACGGAGAUCACAGAUAUCACCGACCGCUCGGAGCUAGACGCGACUGCAGGGCACUUGACUCGCAGGUACCACCGAGCAAUCCGUGACACCAAACGACGGCAUUGGAGAGAGUUCCUUGACAAUACCGACAACAUCUGGAAAGCGGCACGAUGCCUCCAGCCAGGUGACCAAUCCAUAGGGAUAGUCCCUACACUGCGCUCGGGGGACCAGACGAUCAAUGAUGACCAGGGAAAGGCCCAUACGCUUCUUAGGACCUUCUUUCCGCCGCUGCCCAAUAUCCAGGAUGAGCCGCCAAGAGACAAAUCGCUGCCGGACGCCCUUCCCAUGGAGAUGAUCACGGAACACGAGAUCGAAGUGGCUCUAAAGAGGAUGGCUUCAUGGAAAGCCCCCGGACCAGACGCGCUGCCGGUGGUGGUAUGGCAACAAAUAUGGCCUACCGUGAAACAAUGGGUCGUCGAAAUCUUCCAAGCGUCACUCCGACUCAGCUACUUCCCCAGUGAUUGGAAGGUAGCUAAGAUCGUGGUGAUACCCAAGAGUGGACGUGACCCAUCGUUGCCAAAAUCAUACCGCCCUAUCUCGCUGUUGGCGACUCUCGGAAAGGUACUAGAAGCAGUCGUCGCCAACAGAAUCUCAGCCCUAGUCGAAAAACACCAGUUACUGCCCCCAAAUCAUUUUGGCGCUCGCCAGAGGCGGUCAUGCGAGCAAGCGCUUAACAUCCUAAUGGAAAAGAUACACGAUGCGUGGCGUGAGGGCAAAGUCCUCAGUCUGGUGAGCUUCGAUGUGAAGGGUGCAUAUAACGGAGUGGACCGGGGUGUCCUGUUGCAGAGACUGCGAGAACGAAGAAUCCCGGAGGUCCUAAUCCGAUGGGUUGACAGUUUCUGCUCCUCGCGACAGGCGUCGAUCAUCGUAAAUAUGUACCAAUCCGAGGAAAUGGAUAUCGAGAAUGCGGGCCUACCGCAAGGGUCGCCGCACUCUCCUAUUCUCUUCCUAUUCCUGAAUGCAAAUCUGGUGGAUGUCUCUAUCACCAGAAGAAAGGGAGCACUCGCUUUCGUUGACGAUUAUACACGUUGGACGGUAGGCUCGUCUGCUGAGGCGAAUACAACCAUACUCCAGCAGAAGGUCAUCCCACGAGCGUUACAAUGGGCGGCGCAAUCUGGCGCAACCUUCGAGGCGGAGAAGACAUCGUUCAUCCACUUCACAAGGAACCAGCGGCUGCGCCAACUGCCUGCGGUCCCGUUACACAUAAACGGAGCGAGUGUUGCCCCAGCGCCUGAAGUUAAGAUUCUUGGUGUGAUACUCGACCAGGGUCUACGGUUCAAAUCACAUAUCGGGCAGACUGUGAAUAAAGGAAUGAAAGCUGUCCUUGCACUAAGACGACUACGCGGGUUACCUCCUUCGGUAGCUCGCCAGCUCUUUACCUCCACAGUCACAUCAAAGAUUGACUAUGCAGCAUCGGUGUGGUGCCCUAUACGACAGGAUUCUAUUGCUGCGGCGGGAACCGGACGGCCGUUCGAAGCCAUCCAGCGAGUCGCGUCUCAGGCGAUCGUGGGCGUCUUCCGGAACACAGCGCUCGCCAUCGCCGAGGCAGAAGCAGGGAUUGAACCGACUGUCGUACGCCUUCGAGCACGCAUCAUGAAGCAUUGGAUCAUCUGCCACACCUUACCAAGGGAUCACCCUUUCUGGCCCUGUCGAGCGGCGGCCGCAAUGCAGAAUAAGAGGUAUCUGUCACCGUUCAAAAUACUAGCGAAGUACGGACCACAAUGCUUGUCUGACAUGGAGGUCAUUCGACCCUUCCCUCUAGAUCCAUGGCAACGGUCUCUCAGGGAGUUGAUCAUCACUGUUGGAUCUGAUAUGAACGAGCUGCAUGAGGCUGGCUAUGCCCGUCUCUGGUUGUUCACCAGUGUCAGCGUCCGCAAUGGUUUGGUCGGAGUGGGGCUGAUCGUUCGUGUUAACCAAGUCGAUAUCGCCUCGUCAUACCGGACGGUCGGAAACGAUGACUCGCUCAACGCUCAUUACGCACAGCUGGGGAUGGUGCUGGAGGCUGUCUCAUAUGUCAUGACAAUGCUCCCUCGUAUCCAGAUGUCACCGUACAAAAUCCAGGUUGUGAUCGUCGUGAGCAACCCUGCUGUCCUGCUUUCGCUUGCGAAGCCGCACCUUCAAGGCGGACAGGCUCUUAUCACUAGGAUCACCAACACAAUCGACCAGCUGCUGGAGAUGGGGACUAAGGUUAGCCUGCAGCCACCAACUGAUGAAGACCGCGAGAAUACUACGCGAACACAUACCCUCGCACGCGAAGCAACAGAAGAGAACUGCGAAGUUAGCCCCCCUCCCUGGGCGCAAGUCCAGCUCCGGGCGUCGGCAUUGCGAUGGGUUUGGGCGAAUACUAAACAACAUCGGAAGAACCACUUCCAACUGUGGACCACUGGCCAGUUUACUCGCCAGCUGGAUUCGGCACUCCCAGGAUCCCACACGAAGAUGCUCUAUGACAGCCUGGAUCGGGAGAAAGCAGCAAUACUAGCUCAACUCCGCACGGGACAUGCCAGACUGAAUGGAUAUCUUCAUCGAAUCGGCAAGGCCGAUAGUGAUUUGUGCGAAUGUGGCACUGAGCGAGAAACAGUCCCUCAUUUCUUGCUUCGAUGUACACGGUGGAAUGAGCAGCGUCGCGCGCUGAUUGAGGCCACAGGGCCGAGCUUCGGUAAUCUGUCACAGAUGCUAGGAGGUAAACCUGAGAUUGGAGGAGAUUCGUGUGUAGCGAAUGGAAGAGCUUGGAAACCUGAUAUUAAGAUUGUCAGAGCCGCCAUCGCGUUUGCAGUGGAGACAAAACGGUUGGCUCCUGAAGGGUGA
Penicillium argentinense is the source of this 3120-nucleotide messenger RNA. Its product is annotated as reverse transcriptase family protein. Bases 1 to 3120 code for a protein of 1039 amino acids. NCBI's taxonomy places the organism in Eukaryota, Fungi, Ascomycota, Eurotiomycetes, Eurotiales, Aspergillaceae. The transcript is spliced from 2 exons. The record is from RefSeq and is a predicted model, not a curated record.